GAAAUGAAAGAUGUCACUGAAAUCCGUCGGGUUGUAAAACUUCUAGGAAUUCGUUUACGUGAACCCAACCCAAAAGUGCAGUUUUAUAAUAGUUUGUAUCCAUUUUUAGGUUGUUUUUUAUACAUUUUUAAUAAUUAAGCUAUAAUGCAGACGAUCAAGUGUGUGGUGGUUGGAGAUGGAGCCGUUGGUAAAACUUGUUUAUUAAUUAGUUAUACUACAAAUAAAUUUCCUUCCGAAUAUGUUCCAACAGUCUUCGACAACUAUGCAGUGACUGUUAUGAUAGGUGGGGAGCCCUAUACCUUAGGUUUAUUUGAUACUGCAGGUCAAGAAGAUUACGACAGACUUCGCCCCUUAAGCUACCCCCAAACAGAUGUCUUCUUAGUAUGUUUUUCAGUUGUUAGUCCGUCCUCUUUUGAGAAUGUCAAAGAAAAGAUGUUAAGCUUACAAGGAUUUGGGUACCUGAAAUUACACACCAUUGUCAAAAAAACACCUUUUUUAUUAGUCGGUACACAAGUUGAUCUUCGUGAUGAUGGAGCUACCAUAGAAAAACUAGCGAAAAACAAACAGAAGCCCAUAUCAAUUGAACAAGGUAGGUACUUUUUUGCUCUUAUUAAUUAUUCACAUUAUUCUGUAUUUAUACAGGGAGAAAAACUAGCCAAAGAACUGAAAGCAGUAAAGUACGUUGAGUGUUCCGCCUUAACCCAGAAGGGGCUGAAGAAUGUCUUCGACGAAGCGAUUCUCGCAGCUCUAGAACCACCAGAACCAGUCAAGCGCAAAAAGUGCGUCAUCUUGUAAAUCCAAUUACACACCUUUAAACCCCAUCAGUAGAAGUAUCAAAAGUAUUUCUAAGAAGGGACAAAAGGGCCCAAAACAAGGACAAUUUUUUAUCUAUUUCCCGAAGUUGGCAUCGAUUUGAAAAUUAAUACUUUUGGUAUAUGCGGCUGUUGGCGGGGCUUUCUUGUAUUAUUUCUUCCAACAUAUUGGAUUUUCUUCCUAUUUGAUGUGUUUGUGCACAAUAAUUAAUUGAAAAUGCCAUUUUACAGGGUGUACCAUAAUUGGUUAGAUACGUUAGUUAAAUGAUAAUAGAUGGCAUCAUUUUUUCCAUUUAUUCUUUGUUAUAUAUAAAAAAUGUACAAUUUCUAUUCAAAUUGAAUCUUUGAUAUCAUUUUUGUUCACAAAGUAGUGGCGCCAUCUAGCAGCUCUUUUGAAAUUCAUACCAUUUUCGUAUUAUCUGUACAUAGUAUAGUAGUAACACAGAUGGGGAGGCAUUAUUGUACACCCUGUAUAAUUGAUUAUGAUUUGAAUGCAAGAAACAUACAAUUUAUUCCAGAGGAAGCUAACCACAGCGUCCAGGACAUAUCCAAAGUCCUAUAAUCUUUCAAUUUGUCUGUGCUAACUUCUAACCUCUUUUUUACAAACUUAUCAAACAUUUGGGCUUUGUUAAAGCUUUUUAACUAAUAUAGAUUGUCUAACAGGGCAGUAAUCGUCUACUUUUGUGUUUCGGUAUGCUCAAAAUCCAUCAGGACAGUUUGUAUAGGAACUAAAUUUUUUUAGAGAGACUGAGGGAGACGUUGACAGGGGUUUUAUACCUGCCGAGAGAUGAUAAUACAAUAAUACAUUUUAUAUAUUUAUUAUUAAUAAUAUAGUAAUAAUGUUGCGCAUGCGUUGGCUACUAAGCAUUGUUGAUUUUGUUUGAGAAAUAAAAAUGAAUUUUAGGUUAUUAGUGUGAUAUGGAGGAAGAAUAUAAAUGGUUCAACACUGUUUUAUACAACCUGUAUUUUUAACUAACAGGGAAAUAGUAACUAAAACUUUUUACAUUGGUAAUUGACAGAUGUGUUCUUUAACUUUUUUUUUUCUCUAUGCCUAUUAUAAUAUUUUACAGUUUUAUUU
This is a messenger RNA of Diabrotica balteata, 1890 nucleotides long. The record is from the annotation of a GenBank genome assembly. NCBI's taxonomy places the organism in Eukaryota, Metazoa, Arthropoda, Insecta, Coleoptera, Chrysomelidae.